Molecule: messenger RNA, 906 nt
Organism: Penicillium concentricum
Lineage: Eukaryota; Fungi; Ascomycota; Eurotiomycetes; Eurotiales; Aspergillaceae
Exons: 2
Coding region: 1-906 (301 amino acids)
Biological process (GO): peroxisome fission
Cellular component (GO): peroxisomal membrane
Source: RefSeq, a predicted model, not a curated record
AUGGCGGACCCUGAAUGCCCUCCAGAGUCAUCUGAUUUCCAGGCGAAAGCACCCGCCAGCUUAUGCGCGAAGCGACAACUGUUGGCCGCCUUCUCAACAACCGAUGUGACAAUCCGCCGACUGAAUCUACUACUCUCUGAGGCGAACGGACAAGAGCGAGUACUAGCGACUGUCAACUAUGUCGCCUCAAUACUCCACCACCUCACUGCAUCAGCGCCCUGGAUAGCAUUACAAACAAGGCUGGGUAUCCUUGCACGAUUGAAGGGUCGUAUACCCACCAAGAAUGUUACUCCCGCGUCAUCAAAAUCGAAAUUCAUGGCCCUUUCCACCCUCGCAUCGGAGACGAGAUAUAACUUGCGUCUGUUCGGGCUGCUCCCUUUGUGGAUCUGGGGAGUUGAAACCCUCAAAUCACCGCCAGCCGACCCAAUCAUCCAUGCCCUGACCGUCCUGCAGGUCAUCUCGAACGUGAUCUAUCAGCUUCUCGAGAACGUGGGCUACCUUGCUUCCAAGGGGGUUGUCUCGAAGCGCUUCGUGGACAAAUACGGAGGCCUUGCCAAAUGGGAUCUUUGGAGUACUCGUGGAUGGUUCGGGCACAUCUUCUUCCAGUUCUUCGUGCUCUGGCGCCAGAGCGUGCUGCGCAGACAGCGGUUGGCUGCACAGCGCGCGGCUGCCGGCACGGUCGAGACUAAGGAGACCAAGGCCGAGGAUAGCGAGGCACUACGUUUGGAGAUCCGGGCUUGGCGAAAGAGCUUGGUGAACAACACCUUCUGGGCACCCUUGUGUCUGCACUGGUCUGUCGAGAAAGGCAUCGGUAUACCCGCUAGCCUGACUGGGCUUAUCAGCUUCUGCGCCGGAGCUUGGAGUCUCCAUGACUGCUGGGCUGGAACCGCGUCUGUCAAAGCGUAG